AUGGUGGAGUUCAGAUCGUGUGGCAAAGUUGCAGUGAAGAACUCCAGCUGCGUGACCACCUUCAUGAUGAUGGGCCUCUCUGAUCGACAUAACCUGCAGGUUCUGCUCUUUGUUCUCUUUCUUUGUAUCUACAUCGUGGCUCUGGUUGGAAACAUGGCCAUCAUUGCUGCCAUCCUUUCUUAUCACAAGCUUCACACACCCAUGUAUUUUUUCCUUUUUCACUUGGCUGUAGUGGACAUCAUCUGUACUUCCACCAUCAUUCCAAAGAUGCUAGAGAACAUUGCAACUCUCAGUAAGAGCAUCUCCUAUUCUGGCUGCAUAGCUCAGCUCUAUUCAUUCACAUGGUGUUUGGGUGCUGAAAUGGUGCUCUUCACUGUCAUGGCUUAUGAUCGCUAUGUAGCGAUAUGUCAUCCCUUGCAUUACACCAUCAUGAUGAACAAGAAGGUAUGCAUGUGUCUUUCCACAGUGGUGAUUCUUAUAGCCAUUAGUAACUCAUGGGUUCACACUGGCCUGAUCAUGAGGCUUACCUUCUGUGGGCCCAAUGGUAUCAAUCACUUCUUCUGUGAGAUUCCCCCACUUCUGGCUCUCUCCUGCAGCCCAGUAAGAAUAAAUGAAGUCUGGGUCUUUACUGCAGAUAUUUUCCUAGCCAUGGGAGACUUCUUGCUGACAUGCUUAUCUUAUUGCUUCAUUGUUAGGACAAUCCUAAAAAUCAAGACCUCCGAAGGGAAGAAAAAGGCCUUCUCCACCUGCUCUUCUCAUCUUAUAGUUGUGUCCUUAUAUUAUUCCACUGUCAUCUAUACUUACAUACGCCCAGCCUCCAGCUAUUCAUUUGAUAGGGACAAGGUAGUUGCUGCCCUGUACACCCUGGUUACACCAACUCUAAACCCUAUAGUCUAUACUUUGAGAAAUAAAGAUGUAAAGACAGCCCUCAAAAAAGUAUUUUUUAUAAGAUGA
Molecule: messenger RNA, 954 nt
Organism: Heteronotia binoei (common prickly gecko)
Lineage: Eukaryota; Metazoa; Chordata; Lepidosauria; Squamata; Gekkonidae
Product: olfactory receptor 13G1-like
Exons: 2
Coding region: 1-954 (317 amino acids)
Biological process (GO): G protein-coupled receptor signaling pathway
Cellular component (GO): membrane
Molecular function (GO): olfactory receptor activity; G protein-coupled receptor activity
Source: RefSeq, a predicted model, not a curated record